AAAAGGGCCAGCCUUCCAGCUGGCCCACUCCCCCUCCGGGCUUUUGCCCGCCCUCUCUCCCGCCCAGUUUUGCCCGCCCUGGCCCUGCCCCUGCCCCCUCCUCUCAGCCCCUCCGCGCCCGGGGUGUCAUUGGGCCCGGUAGACCGGAGCCAACUUCAGGCUGCUCGGAGGAAGCCCGUGCAGUCAGUCACCUGGGUGCAAGAGCGUUGCUGCCUCGGGCUCUCCCGCUGCAGGGAGAGCGGCACUCGCUGGCCUGGAUGUGGUUGGAUUUAGGGGGGCUCCGCAGCAGGGGUUUCGUGGCGGUGGCAAGCGCUGCAACAGGUAGACGGCGAGAGACGGACCCCGGCCGAGGCAGCUAUGGAGACCAAAGGCUACCACAGUCUCCCUGAAGGUCUAGAUAUGGAAAGACGGUGGGGUCAAGUUUCUCAGGCUGUGGAGCAUUCUUCCCUGGGAUCUACAGAGAGGACCGAUGAGAAUAACUACAUGGAGAUUGUCAACGUAAGCUGUGUUUCCGGUGCUAUUCCAAACAACAGUACUCAAGGAAGCAGCAAAGAAAAACACGAACUACUCCCUUGCCUUCAGCAAGACAAUAAUCGGCCUGGGAUUUUAACAUCUGAUAUUAAAACUGAGCUGGAAUCUAAGGAACUUUCAGCAACUGUAGCUGAGUCCAUGGGUUUAUAUAUGGAUUCUGUAAGAGAUGCUGACUACUAUGAACAGCAGAACCAACAAAGAAGCAUGAGUCCGGCUAAGAUUUAUCAAAAUGUUGAACAGCUGGUGAAAUUUUACAAAGAAAAUGGCCAUCGUCCUUCCACUCUAAGUUGUGUGAACAGGCCCUUGAGAUCAUUUAUGUCUGACUCUGUGAGCUCCGUGAAUGGUGGCGUCAUGCGCGCCAUUGUUAAAAGCCCUAUCAUGUGUCAUGAGAAAAGCCCGUCUGUUUGCAGCCCUCUGAACAUGACAUCUUCGGUUUGCAGUCCUGCUGGAAUCAACUCUGUGUCCUCCACCACAGCCAGCUUUGGCAGUUUUCCAGUGCACAGCCCCAUCACCCAGGGAACUCCUCUGACAUGCUCCCCUAAUGUUGAAAACCGAGGGUCCAGGUCGCACAGCCCAGCACAUGCUAGCAACGUGGGCUCUCCUCUCUCGAGUCCAUUAAGUAGCAUGAAAUCCUCAAUUUCCAGCCCUCCAAGUCACUGCAGUGUAAAAUCUCCGGUCUCCAGUCCCAAUAACGUCACUCUGAGAUCCUCUGUUUCUAGCCCUGCAAAUAUCAACAACUCAAGGUGCUCCGUUUCCAGCCCUUCCAACACUAAUAACAGAUCCACGCUUUCCAGUCCGGCAGCCAGUACUGUGGGAUCUAUCUGUAGCCCUGUAAACAAUGCCUUCAGCUACACUGCUUCUGGCACCUCUGCGGGAUCCAGCACGUCGCGGGAUGUGGUUCCCAGUCCAGACACACAGGAGAAAGGUGCUCAAGAAGUCCCUUUUCCUAAGACUGAGGAAGUAGAGAGCGCCAUCUCAAAUGGUGUGACUGGCCAGCUUAAUAUUGUCCAGUACAUAAAACCAGAACCAGAUGGAGCUUUUAGCAGCUCAUGUCUAGGAGGAAAUAGCAAAAUAAAUUCGGAUUCUCCAUUCUCAGUACCAAUAAAGCAAGAAUCAACCAAGCAUUCAUGUUCAGGCACCUCUUUUAAAGGGAAUCCAACAGUAAACCCAUUUCCAUUUAUGGAUGGCUCAUAUUUUUCCUUUAUGGAUGAUAAAGACUAUUAUUCCCUAUCAGGAAUUCUAGGACCACCUGUGCCUGGCUUUGAUGGUAACUGUGAAGGCAGUGGAUUCCCAGUGGGUAUUAAACAAGAACCAGAUGACGGGAGCUAUUACCCAGAGGCCAGCAUACCGUCAUCAGCCAUUGUUGGGGUGAAUUCAGGUGGACAGUCCUUCCACUACAGGAUUGGUGCUCAAGGUACAAUAUCUUUAUCACGAUCAGCUAGAGACCAAUCUUUCCAACACCUGAGUUCCUUUCCUCCUGUCAAUACUUUAGUGGAGUCAUGGAAAUCACACGGUGACCUGUCAUCUAGAAGAAGUGAUGGAUAUCCGGUCUUAGAAUACAUUCCAGAAAAUGUAUCAAGCUCUACUUUACGAAGUGUUUCUACUGGAUCUUCAAGACCUUCAAAAAUAUGUUUGGUGUGUGGGGAUGAGGCUUCAGGAUGUCAUUAUGGGGUAGUCACCUGUGGCAGCUGCAAAGUUUUCUUCAAAAGAGCAGUGGAAGGGCAACACAACUAUUUAUGUGCUGGAAGAAAUGAUUGCAUCAUUGAUAAGAUUCGACGAAAGAAUUGUCCUGCUUGCAGACUUCAGAAAUGUCUUCAAGCUGGAAUGAAUUUAGGAGCACGAAAGUCAAAGAAGUUGGGAAAGUUAAAAGGUAUUCACGAGGAGCAGCCACAACAGCAGCCCCCACCCCCGCCCCCACCCCCGCAAAGCCCAGAGGAAGGGACGACGUACAUCGCACCUGCAAAAGAGCCCUCCGUCAACACAGCGCUGGUUCCUCAGCUCUCCGCAAUCUCACGAGCACUCACGCCUUCCCCCGCUAUGGUCCUUGAAAACAUUGAACCCGAAGUUGUGUAUGCAGGCUAUGACAACUCAAAACCAGACACAGCCGAAAAUCUGCUCUCCACGCUCAACCGCUUAGCAGGCAAACAGAUGAUCCAAGUCGUGAAGUGGGCAAAGGUACUUCCAGGAUUUAAAAACUUGCCUCUUGAGGACCAAAUUACCCUAAUCCAGUAUUCUUGGAUGUGUCUAUCAUCAUUUGCCUUGAGCUGGAGAUCGUACAAACAUACGAACAGCCAAUUUCUCUAUUUUGCACCAGACCUAGUCUUUAAUGAAGAGAAGAUGCAUCAGUCUGCCAUGUAUGAACUAUGCCAGGGGAUGCACCAAAUCAGCCUUCAGUUCAUUCGCCUGCAGCUUACCUUUGAAGAAUACACCAUCAUGAAAGUUCUGCUGCUACUGAGCACAGUUCCAAAGGAUGGCCUCAAAAGCCAGGCUGCAUUUGAAGAAAUGAGAACAAAUUACAUCAAAGAACUGAGGAAGAUGGUAACUAAGUGUCCCAACAAUUCUGGGCAGAGCUGGCAGAGGUUCUACCAACUGACCAAGCUGCUGGACUCCAUGCAUGACCUGGUGAACGACCUGCUGGAAUUCUGCUUCUACACCUUCCGAGAAUCCCAGGCGCUGAAGGUGGAGUUCCCGGCCAUGCUGGUGGAGAUCAUCAGCGACCAGCUGCCCAAGGUGGAGUCGGGGAACGCCAAGCCGCUCUACUUCCACCGGAAGUGACCGCCCGCGCCCCGCCCUGCCCCGGAAGAACUUUGCCUUAAGUUCCCUGUCUUGUUCCACACCCACGAAGGACCCCAGAAAUCAUGUUUUUAACAUGUGAUGAUGGUUGAUUCACACUUGAACAGUUUCUCAAGUUUAAAAUCAUGUCAGGGGGUUGGAGCCAGGAAAGCUGUUUUUUUUCCAUGGAUUUGGCGAGACCAGAGUGGUCUGAGGAUUUCCCCCUCUCCAAUCCCCCAGCGCUUAGAAACAUGUUCCUGUUCCUCGGGAUGAAAAGCCAUAUCUAGUCAAUAACUCUGAUUUUGAUAUUUUCACAGAUGGAAGUUUUAACUAUGCCAUGUAGUUUCUGGUAUCGUUCGCUUGUUUUAAAAGGGUUCAAGGACUAAUGAACUUUUUAAAGCUUACCCUUGGUUUGCACAUAAAACGUAUAGUCAAUAUGGGGCAUUAAUAUUCUUUUGUUAUUUAAAAAAAACACAAAAAAUAAAAAAUAUAUACAGAU
Saimiri boliviensis boliviensis (Bolivian squirrel monkey) is the source of this 3802-nucleotide messenger RNA. It is a transcript of the gene NR3C2, whose product is annotated as nuclear receptor subfamily 3 group C member 2. The record is from RefSeq and is a predicted model, not a curated record. Gene Ontology annotation, biological process: regulation of DNA-templated transcription. NCBI's taxonomy places the organism in Eukaryota, Metazoa, Chordata, Mammalia, Primates, Cebidae. Gene Ontology annotation, molecular function: zinc ion binding; sequence-specific DNA binding; DNA-binding transcription factor activity.